Molecule: messenger RNA, 777 nt
Organism: Colletotrichum karsti
Lineage: Eukaryota; Fungi; Ascomycota; Sordariomycetes; Glomerellales; Glomerellaceae
Product: haloacid dehalogenase
Exons: 1
Coding region: 1-777 (258 amino acids)
Source: RefSeq, a predicted model, not a curated record
AUGUCUUACCCAGACCUAACCACCUUCAAAGCCCUCUCCUUCGACUGCUACGGCACUCUAGUCGACUGGGAAUCCGGUCUCCGUACCGGUCUAGAACCAAUCCUAUCCCGAAUCCCGCCCUCAAGCACCCAAGACCAAACCUUGGACCAGCUCGCCCUGCGUUUCGACACCCUCUCCUCAGAGCUGCAAGUCUCCGAGCCAACCCUCCGCUACGACAUCAACCUCGCGCGCUCCUUCUCGACCCUCGCAGAUGAAGUAGGAGCCCCCGUCACGCCCUCGGAAGCAGAGCACUUCGGCAAGCUCCCGGGCACCUGGCCGGCCUUCCCCGACACCGUCGCCGGGCUGGAGAUCCUGAAGAAGCACUACAAGCUCAUCAUCCUCUCCAACAUCGACCGCGCCAACAUCUCCGGCUCGCAGGAGCGCCUGCGGCCCGUCGAGUUCGACGGCGUGUACAUCGCCCAGGACAUCGGCAGCUACAAGCCCUCGCACCACAACUUCGCGUACCUCUUCGCGCGCGCCGCGGACGAGCUGGGCGUGGACCGGGAGAGGGGGGAGUUGUUGCACGUCGCGAGGAGUCUCACGGCGGAUCAUGUGCCUGCGAAGGAGCUGCGGCUGAGGAGCGUGUGGAUUUCGAGAGGGGGGGAGACGAAGGACGGGGAGGGGGUCGGAGGGGACUAUGAGAAGUUGAAGGGGGAUGUUGCGUUUGAGUGGCGGUUUGAUACGAUUGGGGAUUUUGCUGAGGAGGUUGAUAGGCAGUUUCGCGAGAAGGGUCUGUGA